CCGACAAACAAUAUUGUUGUUUUUUAAAUCUUCCCACUGAUGCUCGAUACCUUGCUUAGCAGGCCGAGCUUCACAAGUCAACAAACAUCAUCUCAGAGUCAUCCCUAUUGACGGCUCGACGCGUUCCGCCAGCCAGCCAGCAACCCGUGCCAGCGACAUCAUAUCAUACCCAACAUCUUCACCACUAAGCGGUCUCUUUCUCAAUUCCCCGUGCCCAGACACACAGACUACAGUCCUCCUCCUCCGCCCGUCCUCCCAACGCGCCGCCGCUGGUCAUCGUCCCCCCUCGUACCCGCCCAUGGCCAGCGACGCGUACCCCAGAGUCGAGAUGGAUGUGGUCGAGCCCGUCACGCCCGCCGGUAGCACCAGCGGCGCCCCACGCAAGCCCAAGGAGGAGCUCGUCAUCUCAAAGCUCGCGGAUCAGGAUUUCGACAUAAAAAAGCUGCCCAACCCCAUGGUCCCGCGCCACGGCGUCGACCCUCAGUUCUACCCACGGGGCGUGACGCUGGAGAUGGAGAGGCAGUGGAUGGCGCAGAUGGCGGCCGUCCAGGCCCGUCAGCAGCAGUAGGAUGGCUCUCGCGGCGUUGGAGACGACGGGGUGCAAGGGCUGUUGCUGUCUUUUGAGCGGCUUUCGCUACAGCCAUGAGCAGGAGAAGGAGAAUGUACGUACGGGGCUGCAUAGCAUUUGGACAGGGAUCAUCUCGAUAAAAUUCCACCAUGUACCUAUGCUAGCGGUACCAUGUAUGAACGUACAUACUGUAGUCGGCAGUGACAGGAACGAUGAUCGCCAUGUUACACGACUGCAACAUGGUUCCCCCCACGCGCGCGCGUCGGUCACUUCCGUUGCCUCUCCG
Purpureocillium takamizusanense is the source of this 854-nucleotide messenger RNA. RefSeq lists its product as uncharacterized. The transcript is spliced from 2 exons. NCBI's taxonomy places the organism in Eukaryota, Fungi, Ascomycota, Sordariomycetes, Hypocreales, Ophiocordycipitaceae. The coding region runs from base 299 to 568 and encodes 89 amino acids. The record is from RefSeq and is a predicted model, not a curated record.